Messenger RNA from Monomorium pharaonis (pharaoh ant), 1656 nucleotides. RefSeq names its product serpin B5-like. The record is from RefSeq and is a predicted model, not a curated record. Bases 390 to 1307 code for a protein of 305 amino acids. NCBI's taxonomy places the organism in Eukaryota, Metazoa, Arthropoda, Insecta, Hymenoptera, Formicidae. Gene Ontology annotation, molecular function: serine-type endopeptidase inhibitor activity. The transcript has 5 exons.
GCACAAAAGUGGUGUUGGAUCAACUUUGUAUAAAAAAUCAACGACACUUUAUACUUGUUCAAUUUGGAAACGUCGCCUCAUUAUUCGCAGUAAGAGCUGAAACAACGGACAUUCAUCGUAUUUCGUUGACAUUUUCGCCAAUUUUAAGAAAUCUUCUUGCCAAAUCAAUAAUUUUUAUAAUUCGUACCGAAACUACGUGGAUAGCCUCAGAAUUAUACCAAAGCCCGCAUCUUAUAUAUCAGAAUCUACUCGUGGUGUACUUCGGGACGGAAAAUGAUACCGAUUUCGACAAUGCUCUUAGACGGGUCCUCAACAUUCCCUGUUACAUUACAAAAGCCGUCGUCCAACAAUUUUAUUACUUUGGCGGAUAUACUCAAUUUUGUUACGUAAUGAACGGACCUAAUGAUACCUAUACGUGUCGAAUUUUGAGUAGAGUUUUGAUUAGUGAAAACAGUCAGAUAUUCAACUCGACAUUGAAUUUAUUUUCGUCUGGUCAUCAGGUGAAAGAAAUCAUUUUCGAGAUGAGGCCUGAUCUUGAUUUGAAAUUCAUCAAUAACAGUAUUAAUUGCGUAACGCAACAAAACAUACAGAACGUGUUAGCACCAACCAGUAUUAAUACCGAUACUGAAGUAGUUAUAUAUAAUGCGAUUUAUUGUAAGGGUCGAUUCUCAGAGAGCUGGUUUGAUCUUAACAUCAGUGACGAUAGUGAUCAAGAGAAUGAAAAAAAUGGCAGCACUUUGAAAGGCAAAAAGGCUACUGAAUCUCGGUUAGACGUGUAUGUUAUGGAAAUACCUUUCAAACAAAAUAAGAUUUCAACGUUCUUCUUUUUUCCAUCGGACAGUUCAAGGUACAAGAAAAACGAUUGCACGGAAAAUGAAAAAAUUAUGCAAAUAAUAGAACAAAUGACGACCGAAGAGGGAUCUCAGAAACUUCGCAAUGUGCUAGAUUGUGGGGUAGCAGAACGAUCGUAUAUGACGUUUCCGAUAUUCAAAAUCGAGCAAAGCCUACGGAUGUACGAACUGCUGGAUAAGCUGGGUCUUAGUGAACUUACGGCGUACGGCUCGGCCAUUCUGCACGAAUUCUCUAACAAAACUCUGAAGCUUGGCGAUGCCCUGCAUCGAAUCAAUAUUGAGGUCACGAUGGAGGGUGUCACCGCGGCCGCGUGUGACUUAUUCUUCAGCGACAAUGAUUGCCAGCACGCCAAGAUAAACGACUCUACGUCGGAUAACCUCUUCCCGUGUAUCUGUCUUAUCUAUGAUAAAUGCAAUCGCAACAUACUUUUCUGUGGCGCUUUGUUCGACAGCUAACAAAAUAACGGUGAACUCGCAGAUAUUUUCGUGAUAAGGGCCGCAAAGCCUACUAAGUUAAUACUGAUGAAGCUUUACUUGACGUUGACACCUCUACAGAGAUUGUUUUCUGUUGAAGAAUUUAGGAAUUCAAUUUUUUUUUAGUAUAAUUAAAAUGUAGGAAAAUAUAGAUUUGUGUGACUUGUUUAAAUUAACAUGGAUUUUAUCGUGAUUUACAUAGAAAAUUGUAUAAAAUGCUCGAAAAUGUAUAUAUUAUAAGUACAAUUGGUAAUUUUAUUAGAAAUAGAGAUACAGUUAGAGAUUAAGAUGUAGCUUCAUUAAAAAAAAUUCUUUUCUCUUUUGUCUUGGA